This is a messenger RNA of Pecten maximus, 1618 nucleotides long. Its product is annotated as polyadenylate-binding protein 2-B-like. The transcript has 8 exons. Gene Ontology annotation, molecular function: RNA binding. The record is from RefSeq and is a predicted model, not a curated record. The coding region runs from base 96 to 788 and encodes 230 amino acids. NCBI's taxonomy places the organism in Eukaryota, Metazoa, Mollusca, Bivalvia, Pectinida, Pectinidae.
CUCUUAGAGUAUAUCGAUAAAAACAUUGGAACUCUUCAAUUGGUUGCAACAUAAAGGACACCGGCCGGCGUAAGAAUAACAGAUAUUAAUGAAACAUGGCCGAUAAAGAACCUGAUUUCGCAGAUGAUUCUGUAACGGAUUUCGAUCCGGACGCACAGCAGUUUGAAGGAGGAGACGGUGAUCAUGAUGCUACAGCAACAAACCAAGACGAGUCGGCCGUGGAGGAUCCGGAGUUGGAGGCUAUCAAGGCCCGUGUGAAAGAGAUGGAAGAGGAAGCAGAGAAAUUGAAAGAAAUGCAGAAUGAAGUGGAAAAACAAAUGAACAUCACCUCCCCAACAACAGCCACCACUGCUGCUGGAUUCCCUACAGUUGAAGAAAAACUUGAAGCUGAUAACAGAUCGGUUUAUGUUGGAAAUGUAGAUUAUGGAGCUACAGCUGAAGAACUGGAACAGCACUUCCAUGGUUGUGGAUCCGUGAACAGAGUGACAAUUUUAUGCGAUAAAUUUACAGGACAUCCUAAAGGCUUUGCAUAUGUAGAAUUUGCUGAUAAAGACUCUGUAGCCACAGCACAAGCGCUGGACGAUUCACUGUUUAGGGGAAGACAAAUUAAGGUGACUGUAAAAAGAACAAACCGACCUGGCAUUAGUUCAACAAACCGACCUCCUCGUGGCCGAGGGUAUCGGAGAGGUAGUGGCGGGUUCCGAGGGUCUCCAUAUGGAGGUUACUCACCACGACCAAGGGGCAGAUUCACUCGGUACAGACGGGCCUCAUACUUUUCUCCUUACUGAUGCAAGUUUAGCCAUUAAGAUUACUGACAACAAGGAAAAGAAAGGCUUAAUAUUUGGAUAUGAAAUUUUGUAAAGAUAUAUAUCUUGAGAAAGAAAUUUUUGGAGAUAAUUGAGCAAUAUUAAUGAAAUAAUCAAUAUCUGAUGAAAAAUAUUAAAUAAAUAAGUUAUCACUCUCAAGUAUUUAAAAAAGAUCCAAGUAAGUUAACUAUUCGGGAUACCACAUAAAAUGAUGUUCAAGAUAAAUUAAAAAAGAAAUUUAGUCUUAAAACAGUUAAUGUCUUGAUUCUUAUUCAUUCUUAGUUCUUUAACUAUGAAGAAACAAAAUAGAAUCUCUGGACCAAUUGAUUUGGUCUUCGGUAUGCAAAUGUGUGUGAAAGAAAUCAGAAAGUUUCAAAAAGGGAAAAAGAGUUAAUUUAUCAUAUUAUAGGAGUAAACAAAUAAAACCAGCACAUUAAAUUCAAUGAAACCACUAUCUUAAAAUACCAUUUCAUCAUGAUUUUAGAACUACUAACUUCAAAAAUGUUUUACCAAUUUUUAUGAUAUAAGGGUAUGUAGUAACAUUUUAUGUAAAUUUGAUAUUCCAAAUUUAUUUUAGUUAUUUUAUUGAUAAACCGUUCUAUUUUAAUGUGGUAAAGCUUUGCAGAUUCUGUGAACUAAUGCAGGAUUUAGCUUUUUUUCAGGUUGCAGAGUCCUGAUGCUUUCGGGCGUCUGUGAAGGUCCUCAAUAUAUGUUCUGUUUAAGGCCAUUUCUAUGGCAGACCUAUUUUCAUCUGAAAUCCUACUGGAAAAAAGAAAAAAAAAAUUUAAAAAAAAAGAGAAAGAAAAAAAAAA